Molecule: messenger RNA, 3159 nt
Organism: Camelus dromedarius (Arabian camel)
Lineage: Eukaryota; Metazoa; Chordata; Mammalia; Artiodactyla; Camelidae
Gene: CASP8
Product: caspase 8
Exons: 13
Coding region: 786-2246 (486 amino acids)
Biological process (GO): regulation of apoptotic process; apoptotic process; proteolysis
Molecular function (GO): protein binding; cysteine-type endopeptidase activity
Source: RefSeq, a predicted model, not a curated record
CUCUGUUACCAAAGACCAGACUUCGCCCUUCCGCUGGACGGCAAUGUUUUCACAAGUUCUCCUUCUUUAAAUUGAGAUUUUUAAAAUCCCUGCUGAAUUUGCUAGUAAAUUCUCAAUGUGGAGAGCAGAAAAACAGGAAGUGAGUCCGCUGAGGUAGGCAGAAGAGCCUGGUGGAGUGAUCGAAAGUAAAAGAAAACUUCUUCCUGGAGGCAUUUCUAGCCCCACCCCCCUUCCUCCCUGCCGGGUUUCCAGGGAUUUUUCUCAGGUUGUGUGAACCAGCCUUAGUGAUCAGAACGUGUCAAGUUAGACAGUCUAGGGGACUCGGCAUCGGGAACUUGGUGACUGUGAUGUUGCCGGGACAGGGUGAAGCAGGAGUAAUACUCCCUCGUGAGGUGGUUGUGAGGAUUUGUUGAUAAUAACAGUCACUUACAGCGGUGACCCGCACUGCUAAGUAGCCGGGCCCAGACUAUGGUGAGGGCCCCAGGAUUUGCCUCUCUGCUGUGUCAGGGGAGAAGAGGCCUGUGAAGAAGCCACUGUGAGGGCCCCGGGAUUUGCCUCCGCCCCAAACUCUGAACCACUGCACUGCCCGCCUCCCUGACAGUCAGCUGCUGGUGAGCUUCCUGGCUUUGAUGGCGACCCUGUGGCCUACCUCCUGGAGCCAGGUCCCAGUCUUGUUCCUGUGACAUAUCCAACAUAAACCCUGCUCCAAGGGCUCCUUGCACCACAAACACGGGCCUGUCAGAGUAAGGAAGGUUACGACUACGUUCUCCUAACACUUGAGCAGCAUGAACUUCAACAGAUGUCUCUAUAAUAUUGGGGAACAGCUGGACAGUGAUGACCUGGCUGCCCUCAAGUUCCUGAGCCUGGACUACAUCCCACAUAGGAAGCAGGAGCCCAUCAAGGAUGCCUUGAUGUUAUUCCAGAGGCUCCAAGAAAAAAGAAUGUUGGAGGAAAACAACCUGUCCUUCCUGAAGGAGCUGUUUUUCCGAAUGAAUAGACUGGAUCUGCUGACCACCUACCUGAACACGAGUGAAGAGGAGAUGGAGAGGGAGCUUCAGAUACCAGGCAGGGCCCAGAUCUCUGCCUACAGGGUCAUGCUUUUUCAGAUUUCAGAAGAUGUAAACAAACUGGAAUUGAAGGACUUUAAGUUUUUUCUCAGCAAGGAGAUCGCCAAAUGUAAACUGGAUGAUGACAUGACCUUGCUUGAUAUUUUCAUAGAGAUGGAGAAGAGGGUCAUCCUAGGGGAAAGAAACUUGGACACCCUGAAAAGAAUCUGUGAGCAAAUCAACAAGAGCUUGCUGAAGAAGAUCAACGAUUAUGAAGAAGUAAGCAGAGAACCAAGGAUGAGCCUUGAAAGCAGUCCAGGGGAAAUCUCAAAUGAUUUGUCUCAACUGCUCGAAGGGGAGGGGUCCCUUGGAGAUCUGGCCUUGUCGGACUCUCGGGGAGACCAGGACAGUGAGCCAGAGACAUGGAGCGAAGUUUACCGAAUGGAAAGCAAACCUCGGGGAUACUGUUUGAUCUUUAACAAUUAUGAUUUUAGUGUAGCACGGAAGGAUGUGCCCAAACUUCACAGCAUUAAGAACAGGAAUGGAACAGACUUGGAUGCAGAGGCUUUGAGCAAGACCUUUAGCGAUCUUCAUUUUAAGGUCGUAGAGUUCAAGGACUCCACAGCAAAGGAUAUCUUUGAGAAUCUGCAGCAAUACCAAGGCUUGGACCACACUGACAAGGACUGCUUCAUCUGCUGCAUCCUCUCCCAUGGAGACAAGGGCAUCGUCUACGGCUCCGACGGGCAGGAAGCCUCCAUCUACGAGCUGACCUCUUACUUCACUGGUUCCAAGUGCCCGUCCCUUCUUGGCAAGCCCAAAAUCUUUUUUAUUCAGGCUUGUCAAGGGGAUAAAUACCAGAAAGGUAUAGCUAUUGAGACUGACUCAGAACAGAAGGAAGCCUAUUUAGAAAUGGAUUCAUCACUUCAGAAGAGAUAUAUCCCAGAUGAGGCAGACUUUCUGCUGGGGAUGGCUACUGUGAACAACUGUGUUUCCUACCGAAGCACCGUGGAGGGGACUUGGUAUAUCCAGUCACUCUGCCAGAGCCUGAGAGAAAGAUGUCCAAGAGGUGAAGAUAUUCUCACCAUCCUCACCAAGGUGAACUUUGAAGUAAGCAAUAAAGAUGACAAGAAAAAUAUGGGCAAACAGAUGCCACAACCUACUUUCACACUGAGGAAAAAACUCUUCUUUCCUCUUAAUUGAUGCUGCUGUUUAGUUGCAUAACACUACGCUUAAUCUGUUGUUAAAAUGCUGCUAAUUUACUCUUUUUUUUUUUUUUUUUUUGGAUAGCAGGAAGGGGAGAGAAUGGGAGUCAGGACAAUCUAAUAUUUAUACAAAUUCAAGCCUAAAUCUCUAGCUUUGCAAGAACUAGACAUUUAUAGCCAUAACAUAACUUUAGUUGCACUUUUAAUUCGAUGAAAAUGUUUAAAAAUAAAUGAUUCGACCAACAAGGGGCUAACAUAUAUAGAUAUAUGCUACUAUAUAUAAAGUAGAUAAUUAACAGUUUUUUACUGUACAUGACAAGGAACUAUAUUCAAUAUCCUGUAGUAACCUAUAAUGAAAAAAAUAUGAAAAGGAAUAUAUAUACAUAUAUAUACAUAUAUAUAUAUAUAUGACUGAAACAUUAUGCUGUCCAUCAGAAUUUGAUACAACAUUGUAAAUUUACCAUACUUCAAUUAAAACAAAAGUUUAAAAAUAAAUUUAUAGUAGACUUGUUAUGCAAGGGGAAUUUCAGUGACUCCCUUUCAAAGAUCACUGAGGGAGAUUUUGGUGUCCUGACCUGGCUGAAAAAACCCUGGUGUGUUGCGGUUUAAGGCACAAUGCUCCCACAUCCAGCCUGAUCGAUGCUGGUGAGGGUGACAAGCAGUCACGUGAGCCUCCUCUCUUGAGCCAUGAGAAGGCUCUGCUUUUCAGGGAUGAAGGCUGCCUUUUCUCUUCUUGCUCUUACAAUAAGUGCAUCAUGAUUUGCUUUUUUGCUAACAGUGCUGCACUCCUUUUAUGCAUUUUCAUUUGCUUUCUUGAACUUUUCAAGUAAAUUGAAAUCUUUAGUAGUUAUGCUACUUUUGACAGCUAAGUUUUUAAAGAGUAUAGAAUAAACUGUAAUUAUCUGACUCUU